ACCGCGGCGGGUUACCGGCUCCUCUCUUCUGACCUGUAAUGGGACUGUUUUCGGGGAAUAAAACGAGUUUUCAGGGGUGUGUGUACCUGCAUAAAAAGAGGCAGAGAAAGACACACAGCAGGCACAUCUGCAACAGAGCUGAAACAUCCCAGAGGGGUUCAACACCGACCUCCACCUGCAGAGCUUCAUCUGCCUGCUGCUCCACCCAACUCCUAGACGCCCUCCAGCAGUUUACUGUUGGGGCUACAUUAUGGUGAAGCCAGGUGCACUGCUCCUCCUGCUGGCUGUUGCUGCCAGCCAGGCCAACAGUGAUCCGCCAUUUACGGUUGGUUCAUUAGAGACAAGAAUCGUUUGUCCAAUCACCUUCUAUGGACAUUCAUACAGCUGGGUGCAAGUGUCGUUUAUAAAUUCAGGCCUUGCAGUUUGUUUCAAAGAUGGCCAGAAUGCCACUGCUCUAGACUGUCUGUCGGUGGACAACGGAGUGAAUUCAGACAGAGUCCGUGUGUCUGCAAUCGACGAACUCAACGGCCCUGGAAGUGUAAUCGUGACAAAUCUGGGAUACAGCGGCUCCCCUUCCUACUGCUUUGUCAAAGUAGAAUUCAAAGACAGAAGUAACCUCACGUUGAUUAUGGAGAUCUAUAAUUUUGGUCGACUAUCACCUUUGAAGAUGAGUGCAAACCAAGAUUUUUCUCCUACUAACUUUACCAUAACAACAUCAGUUAAUGGCUUAGUUGCAGGGAACUGGACAUUCACUGGAAAGGAAGUGUCUGGCACUGUUUUCCUGGAGACAAGUGGAUGCCGACACUUAGGUACCCCCGUUCAAGCUAAUUCAGCGGUAAUGAUACCAGACGCCUGCACCAACGUGCUCUGUGAUCCAUCUGCAGUGGUCAGACCUAACAGUACAUGUCAUGGCCGGGAGGUUUGCCAUGGCAACAACGUAUGCGCUAUGCCCAAGGUCGUGUGCACUGUGACUGGCUCCACUGUCAUCGAUUUCUUCAACAAGGACUACUCUAUCCCAGAUCGGUGUCCGUACACAAUUAUUAAGUCUGAACAAAACUCGAGUUUUGAGCUCUUGGCAGUUUUUCGGGAGCGCCGCCGCAAAGAUGUGGCAUUUUUGGACCAUUUGAUACUGACGGUGAUUCCACCGGGUGUAUCAGUGUUUUUUGAACAAGGUGGAAGAGUUCGGUUUGGUGACCAACCAGUAAUACUCAACGCAACGACUCAGGUGAUUCAUGGUGUGGAGCUCUCCAAGGACCACACUGGAGUUACUGCCAAGAUACAGUCCACAUCCAUAACAAUCUUUUUUGAUGGCAACACCGCACAUGUGAGAGGACUUGAAACAGAACGUGUAGUGGGUUUGUGUGGCAACCUCAAUAAUCCCAACAUCACUACAUCCCUGAACGCAGAGAAAACCACCAAUUUCAGUCGAGCUGGCUGUGAUGUUCAGCACAGCGACACCAACGACACUUCGAUCAACUGCAGCCGCUCCUCUGAUCACUGUGAGCUCAUGAGGAGGGCUCCCUUCACUGCUUGCCACAGCACCAUUGACCCAAGACCCUAUGUCAAUGCCUGCACUAACGUUUUGUGCCGGUACCCAGAGGUGGACGGUCUCAGAUGCCAGUUUUUUGAGGCUUACGCUGAGUCCUGCAGCCUGAAAAAAGCCAUCACUCUGCAGAACUGGAGGUCAAUGGUCGGCUGCUCUGCCAGCCCUCGGCCCUGUCAGGACAAGUACUGCAGUGAUAACGAGUUCUGCGGCCAGAAGCCUGGUGGAACCCGUUGCUUCUGUCGGGCUCUGUUUGCCUCCAAGUACAAACCCACCAACAGUUUUGGCGAGCCGACAGUCUGCAUGCAGAAUUCUGCUUCUCUUUCUCUGGCAAACUGUCUGCUGGAGGACAAAGGCAUCGACUACACCUCCCUACACCUCAAUGACCCGACUUGUGAAGGUGACUUUGACAGCACGAGCCACAUGGUGACUUUCCACUUUAACGACAGCAGUGACUCCUGCGGGACAGAGGUUUCGAAGAACAUGAACAACCAAAUUAUCUACAAGAACACCAUCAAGACGAGGAACACCUCCAAUGACAUCAUCACCCGCCACGACCAAGUACAGAUCGACUUCUCCUGCUUGCACAAAAAGCCAGAGAUCAAGACUGUGACCUUCAAGAUCAAAGACAGCUCUGUGAUAGAGGAGCUUUUAUAUGGAUUUUGGAAUUACACUCUGAUGAUGAGGGCCUACACCGAUCCCGAGCACAUACACCAUAUCAGGCCGACCACUGAGAUCCAGUUGAACCAGAGGGUCUGGCUGGAGCUGAAGACCAAGGGGCUGGACAGCAACAUGGUCGCCUUGGUGACCGACUCCUGCUGGGCAACCACCCAGCCACUGGCAAAUGACACCCUGCGAUACAAUCUCAUCAUCAACGGAUGUGGUAAUGACUCAACGGUGGAGGUGGAGGGCAACGGAAUGGGAACGUCCAACUCCUUCUCUUUCAACGUGUUCCAGUUCACUGGGCAUAGUGGCGAUAUCUACCUGCACUGUGAAGUGAAGCUGUGCCUGAAACAGGAGGAAGACUGCACUGUGGGCUGUGGCAGUAAAAGGAGGCGCAGAUCUCUCAGGUCUAAAUUUGCAGGUGGAAACUCAGCCCUCAUCUCUAUGUCCUGGAAUAAUUAAAGACAGCUCCCCUUCUGAUCGAUAACGCAGUGAUUCCUGAUUUGAGCUUCAUCCCAACAAGAAGUUAUCGUUGCUGUGAAACAGUGUCGGCAGAUAAUCUUCGUUUCAUCCACCUGAGAUGGCGUUGAUUAUCUCUGCAGAAUCCGUGGGCUGCUGAUUCGACCCACUGAUUCAUGCACAUAUAAUCUGUGGUGAAAUAAUUGAAGUAUAGUCCAGUGAAGUACAAAAUAAUCAAUGAAGGGUUUAGAGGGUUUUAUUGAGUCCACGCACUACUUCCUGGUCCUGUGGGUUCUUUUGAAAUAUACACUGCAGUUGAAAAGUUUGGCUGUUUGAUUGUUUUUUUUAUUACACCACAUCAGUGUAACUGGAUUUAUUUGUAAAGAGGACUUUAUAAACCCUAAAAGCAUCAAAGAGCAUUCAAACAUAUGGAGUCGUCCUCUCAGACAGAAACUUCUGUGGCAGCAGAUUCCAAAUUUAGGAUUAUGUUUUUAAUUUCCUCUUUAAUUUCACCUGCCUACUUUAAAUGUACACACCUUAAAUGAAUGCAGAGACAGAAUUUCUGUUUCAGUGACAUGAAGUAAAAAGAAGUUUCAGUUGAAAGAAAGCAAGAAGGUUUCAAGAUCCAGUUGAAGGAAAAUCCUGAUGUGAAUGUGAACAUUGAA
Molecule: messenger RNA, 3330 nt
Organism: Epinephelus fuscoguttatus (brown-marbled grouper)
Lineage: Eukaryota; Metazoa; Chordata; Actinopteri; Perciformes; Serranidae
Product: alpha-tectorin-like
Exons: 20
Coding region: 251-2668 (805 amino acids)
Source: RefSeq, a predicted model, not a curated record